Pimephales promelas (fathead minnow) is the source of this 2816-nucleotide messenger RNA. NCBI's taxonomy places the organism in Eukaryota, Metazoa, Chordata, Actinopteri, Cypriniformes, Leuciscidae. The record is from RefSeq and is a predicted model, not a curated record.
CUCUCCAGUAUGUUUGAUGUCGGAGGUCAGAGAGACGAAAGAAGAAAAUGGAUUCAGUGUUUUAAUGACGUCACAGCGAUCAUCUUUGUGGUAGCGAGCAGCAGCUACAACAUGGUCAUAAGGGAAGACAACAAAAACCGGCUACGGGAAGCACUUGCUCUUUUUCGCAGUAUGAACAACAGAUGGUUACGAACAAUUUCUGUCAUAUUGUUCCUUAACAAACAGGACAUGCUGGCAGAGAAAGUAUUAGCUGGGAAAUCUAAAAUUGAAGAUUAUUUCCCUGAAUAUGCUUGUUACACCAUACCAGAUAAAGUAACUCCUGAACCAGGUGAAGAUCCCAGAGUGACGAGAGCCAAGUUUUUCAUUCGUGACGAGUUUCUGAGGAUCAGCACAGAAAGCGGAGACGGCCGUCACUACUGUUAUCCCCAUUUUACAUGUGCAGUGGACACGGAGAACAUCCGCCGGGUCUUCAACGACUGCCGAGACAUCAUCCAGAGAAUGCACCUGCGGCAGUACGAGCUCUUGUGAUCGCGUCUCCAAACUCCGCAGACAAAGAAUACUACUGACGUUUGGCACACCACACUUCGGUUUUUAACUCGUUUUAUUUCAACUCGUGAUUCGAUCGGCGGAGAGGGUCACUGGGUUUUCCCCCACGUUUUUAUUUGGAUUGCCUUUAUUUUUGCCAUUCCAUGAAGCCUCUGGCUACCUCCUUAUUUUUAUUUUUUUUAUUUUGCUGAAACAAAAAAUGAUAUCGUUGUGUAUAUUUUCUGGCUCCUGCCAGAUUAUGAAGAUCGCAUCACCUUGUGACCUCCAGGAGUCCUAGUCUCGCACCCCGAACCUUGAUCUUCUGACCUACAGGGCUCUCUGCUGCUCUUUCUGUUUCUGAACACUGAAGAUCGCCCACGGGACAGAGGCGGGGACGGGGCGGGGGGGGCUAGGGGUUGUCGAACACUGGGAAAACGAAGUGAAGUAAUGCACUUUUCCAUCCGGUUUUGACUGACGUUUUUCUUUACGAAGAUGGACACACAAUGUAGCAUCACAUCAUGAAUUUCUGUCCCACUCCCACUUGCGGACAGGUCAGAGGAUGGUGGGAAUGACCACGCCCCCUUUCAUUGGAAGUAGGCGGGGCGUUUGAAACGAGGAGGCGGGGCUCCGGGAACAUUGCCGAAGCCUCGGUUUGCUCUCGAGAACAUGACGGCAACACGUCCGUGACAAGAAACGCCCCCGUUUCUUAUUGUUUUAGGUUCGUAUCUUGUACAGACUGUGCAAGGUUGAAUUGUUUUUUUUUUCCCUUUCCUUUCCUGUACAGACUAUAAAAUGUUAUAUUAUUUUGUACAACUUUAUUGAAAGAGAGUAAAAAAAAAUCUACUUGUAGAUCUUUGUGCCUUGAUUAUGGCUGUACCUGUAAAUGAAGCUGAUACAUAUGUUUUUGACUGCGCUGUACAGCUUGAUGUCACCCCUGUCGGCAGAAGGGACUGUGGAUGGGGACCUACUCUGUAGAGUUUAGUUUCUUUUCUUUUUUUUUCUCUCGUUUUUGUUUUUUCUGCUUUGUUUAUAUAAAAAGAGAAAAAAAGAUCUUUAUUAAAAAAAAAAAAAUACAAUAAAUAUAGGAAAGAAAAUCUUAACCUGUAUACAUUAUGCAAAUUGACCCCCUUACCCGCGGUUAUGAUCGGACGAAACGGCACCACGCCUUUUUGUUUUUUUUGUUUUCCGUUUCAUUUUAAUUCUCAGCUUUAAAAAUUGAAGAAAAAAAAGUGUCCAAAUCACAACCUGGUGUUGUUUUCAAAGGAACCUUUUUGGAUAUGAAGUAUGUCUGAUUAUAUACACACACACGUUUGCGUCUGUGAGUGCGUGCGUGUUCACGUACAGGAGACAAACGUUGAGCCACAGAUGCAUGACAUUUGUGUACGAGUGUGUGCGCGUGUGUGUGCAAGAGUGCAUUGUGUGCACUCUUUUAUAAAUGUGCGUACAUGUAAAUUUAUACGUCUAUAUAAAUAUAUAUGUACAAUUCUACAUGUUUAAUUAUGUGUGUGUUGGUGUAUACAUACUUUAGUAUGUAUACAGUGAAGAUGUGUACUUACACACAUAGGUAAGCAUGUCUAGAGUGAAAUGAAUAAAUGAGAGUGCAAUAUUGAAAGCAACUGUGCGUGUCCGACGAUUUUCACCAUACACAAUAUAGACAGUAAAUCGUAAACUGAAAGUUUUUUUUUUUUACUUGUAUUUCUUUAAUAUCAAUAUCAUGUGAUAUCAGUUUAUAAUACACAUCCAAAUAUACUCAAUUUAUUUUUUAGAGCAACAACAUCAGAACUUCAAGAUGUACAUUUUUAUUUAUAUUUAUUCAAGUUUUUUUUUUUUCUUUCUUUUAUCAGCUGAACACCUUUGGCAUUCCUAAUUUAUUUUGCUUUUACCAAAACCUUUCAAACCAUGUGAUCCACCAAAACAACACAAAUUAUGUUACACAUGCAAAUUUUGGUUGAUAAAAUUUUAAGUUCAAACACGUUUAAUAUAUAUAUAUAGUAUUACUCCAGUAAAUCUCAAAACUUUUUAAAUCUGUAAAUACUAUGUGCUUAAAGUCAUGUUGCACAAGAAAUACUUUUUAAAAUAAAUCUUCUAAAGUCAUUAAAUAGAUUUUGUGUUUAUGUUUCUUAAGUCUUAAAAAUCUCCCACCACUAUUCUUUUGUCCGUCUACAAAACCCCAUACGUUCACAUCUCAACACUAAAAUGCUGACCACACUGAAUAGUCUUCAUUGCAAGAUGACAUAUCCAAAGUUUUUGAUACAUUAACAUAGACCUCCGAUUCUCCGAACUAGUGCAAU